Molecule: messenger RNA, 3177 nt
Organism: Daldinia vernicosa
Lineage: Eukaryota; Fungi; Ascomycota; Sordariomycetes; Xylariales; Hypoxylaceae
Exons: 1
Coding region: 628-2595 (655 amino acids)
Source: RefSeq, a predicted model, not a curated record
UACGCGCAACCGUUUUACGACCAUUUGCACUGCGUUGUUCUGUUACUGGCCUGUCGUCGCGCAUUCCUCGUCUACCUAUUACGAACCUGACUCAGACUAAGUUUCGUUGGGCUUGACCGUGGCCACAUCAGCGAUAGCCCUGCUCCUUUUUUGCGCAUCGUCGACCCAUCAGGAGCCCGUAUCUCUCCUAUUUGAUACGUGCGGCUUCCUUGGUUCUUGUUCCUCUGCCUUGGGUACUAGUGAUUGCCUACUUUACUGCCUAGCUUGCUGCUUAGCCUAGGACUAGGACCGUUCAAUAGCGUGCAUCGUCAGGCUAAAAGAGGUGGUCGCAUCCGCCGGCUGAGCCGACCCCCCGAUUUGCACACUUUCCACCUGCCGCGCUAGGGAGGAAACUAGGUACCCACGCCCUGCAACCAUUCGUCGUUACGUCAGCCUUGCCUUCCCAUUUGGCCCAUCUGGUGUCGCACCUCUAGCGAUAGGUUCCCCCCUUCCACCCCCUUUUCCAACUUUAUUGUUGCAUAUCAGCCCGGGUCUGCUCUAUCCGCGCCCCGACUAAGUACAACAAUCAACCGCGCAACAACGCUCUUUGGGCGCAAAACCAUUAAACUUCACUUUUCCCCGUCGGGUAUGCUCAUGUUCCGAUUUUGGAGUUCAGAUUCGAGGGGAAGCGACAAAACUAUACAAGUUGAACAGCCUAUGCUUGAUUUCAGCAAACCACUGCAGCCUUGGGUGUCAUCAGAGUCGCCGCUUACUACUGCGGCCGCCACAAACAUCCCUACAACCCCGAGGCGGCGCAAGCAGAGCAACGUCGCGAUAGCGUCGCAACUGCCUGCUUCUUCACCCGCGCUCAAGCGGACAAGGACUGAUGAUGAUGACUAUGAUAGCCUUAGGGCGCACAAGAAGGUGGCUUUGUCGUCGGUAGAGGAGGAGAGAGGGCGUGCAUCGUGGCCCGUAUUGAAUAGGCCCGACAUGAAUCGCGCUAGAGAUGCUAUCGAACAACAGUUUAGUCUUGAGAUCUUACUCAAGCACGACGAGUUACGCUUGAUUAAUCAAGAACUUGCCAAAUGCCAGGUGGCUUUGGAACAACUUCGAAGGUGCCAUCUAAUUCCGUAUCCACAGAACGUUCCCACGCCGGAACAUAUGGUGAAUAUAAUGAAUGGGUCAGGUGCAGCCUUGCAGCCGAAGUUGGGCGAGAAGCUGCCUCAGUGGGCACCUCCCUUUGGCGUCACCGAGGGUCCGUACGCGCGACAUUAUGCCAAGUGGCUCAUACCCGAUCCUAAGUUCGACGGCAUCCAGCCUGAGGCACAUGUGCAAGCCGAGAACUCAAGAUUCAGGAAUUCGAUAGACGGUAGAUCGACGAGAAAUAGUUAUGCUGAGUUAGGUGCGUCCCAGGGGAGAGGUCGACCAGUAAGGGGUACGGCAGGUCAGAAGCUCCAAGCCCUGUCAAGUGGUUAUCCGCCUCCCAAGGAUAAAAACGGACCUUGCGUCCUAAAGCGAUCUGAUGGGAAGACCGUAAAACUUGUCUGCAUUGAUUGCCAUCGCGAGAACUUUUCAAGUACGCAGGGGUUUAUUAACCACUGUCGAAUAGCGCACAAGAGGGACUUCAAGAGCCACGAGGAAGCUGCGGUGCACUGCGGCCAUCCUAUCGAGGUUACUGAGCCUAGUGGUACGGUAGGAGAAGAAAAACCAGUCAUCCAGAGUACACCUUCGUCCGGUCUUGUCCAUCCAUUUGUGCGGGAGAAUGCUAUGUCCGAGUCUGAGGCUUGUUUCUCUGUUGUGCGUCGUAUCCAGGAAUCGUUAGAAAUGUACAGCCGGGGCCAACUGCAUGGCGUUUCGUCGAUUCCCGGCGCCUCCAAGAAUUCUCAGAGCGCACCAGCGGCACCUAGACAGCAGCCAAAUUUCUUACCUUCAGCUGAUUCUCCACAUCUAUCUCGCUUACUCCAAAGCAGAGGAUUUAAUGGCAACCUGAGCGAGUUGGUCAGUGAGGCUAAGGCCAAGAUCGACCUCGACCAGUACUUCUCCCCCGAUGAUGAGUUGGACGAGGUUGACGCGGGCGGUAAUGGCGCUGAAAAUGCAGCUGCACGCCAGGCCCCGUCCCUCGUACGGGUCCCCGUGAGGGCCACAAUGUCACCUGCUAUCGCUACUGCUCGACCACCUAGUAGCAAAGGCCACCCUUCGCAUAUUCCCUAUGCCACUCCUGUGCCAACCCCAGCUCCCCAAGUUAUAUCAGCUCCCGAACCAGAGAUGAUUGUAGAUGACGACAUGUUAGAUGUGGAUUUAAGCCCUCAUACUGCCGUCAGCAAUAAUGCACCGUCUCUUGUCAGCGAUGAUGGGGAGUAUGAUGACUCGGAAGCCGACUCGGAGAUGGAAUCAGACCUGAAUGAUAGCAUCGGGGCACAGUCCAUAUCGGAUGUCGACGAAAUCGACAUCGAAGACGACCAUAGCGGUGCACGUUCUAUUCGGCACCAUCGUGGUUCUACCGGCGCAGGGCCUGGGACGACGGUGCGCCUACGUAAGGAUGACAGUAAGCACGUCACCUUUGUCAGCCCUAUCAAGGGGAAUGGGAAUGAACAUCAGAGACGGGGUCGAAGAUAGUAUAUGAAGUUCUUAAUCAGGAUUUUUUUCAUGCAAUCUUUGCGUGGACUAGUCGGUUGGCGGUCAAGAAGACGUGCUGAGCGACUCUUUUAACGUUGGACUAUACCGAAUUCGUUUAUGACCACUCUUACUAUACACCUUUUAUUACGAUUGCAUUUCGAAUUUUUUCAGUUUAAGAUAUGUGCCGGGGAGCCAGUAUUCUGGAGGUUCACGCAGAACAUGUCUAUUAGGUUACGAAGUUGAUUCGAUCAGCGUUAACAGGGAAGCACGGCGGCGUCGGGUUGAUAGGUCAAUUUGAAAUUAGUAGAGGUUAGAGGACACUCAGUGUGAGGAGGCACUGCCGGUUUUGAUACACCUAUCCUCCACAGCGCGCAAGCUGGUUAGCAACAAUUGUUUUUUAUGAAGGGAUGCGAGACAGAGGCUGAUAGACAGCUGUUCCUGUAUCUAUAAUAUCGAAACUGUAUAAAGAAGCCAUCGAAUAUUGAGAGCUUGCGCAAGCAAACAUAGAUCUGCUUAGUUAACGAAUAGUGAUUUCACCCUUUGUUUCUCGUAAUAAGAGUAGUAAUUCAAUACGUUAAACUG